GAACAACAACAAGAAAUAUUUAGUGGAGCAUAUCAGGCAGAAAAAAGACGGAUUAAUGCAGUAAAUGCCGGUUGCUUCAUGAAAGUUGAGAGAGUGCUAAAUGAAGUUCGUGGGUGUUUAGAACAGCUUGAUUUGACUUCUAUUGAUUCAGGUGAUCCAAUAGCAUUCAGAAUUAUAGAUAUUUCUGAAGGAGUAGAUAGCGUGGCAGAUAAGUUAUCAGUGGAGACUAAACAGGUUCUUGAGGAAAUUGAAUUAAAUAAACCGAAAUUUUCAGAAAAAAUGAUCACCAUGCUGGAUGAAUUUAUUAAUAUAUAUGAGUUAUUGGGUCCCAAUUUCGAUCUGGCUCUUGUUAACCCUAUUACAUUCUCACGAGACGAAAAUAAUUUGGGUGAACAUAGGGUUUUAUUAACAACAUUUGAUCUACUAGAAGGGCU
Racocetra persica is the source of this 434-nucleotide messenger RNA. The record is from the annotation of a GenBank genome assembly. NCBI's taxonomy places the organism in Eukaryota, Fungi, Glomeromycota, Glomeromycetes, Diversisporales, Gigasporaceae.